UAGUAACUAUAGUAUACGGUAAACUCCAUUUUUAAUGAGUCAUGAGGCUAACGAGGUAAAAGAUUGAUCAGAUUUUUUUUUCAAAUUUUUUAAGUUUUUCCAAAUUUGCACACGAACGUAAAUGUCAUAAAUCGACUAAUCGAGGGUGGAAAAACAUCAGUUGUUCGAUUAAUCGACGAACACUAAAUUCUACCCAGCGUGGCGCAUGGCACAGAGCGGGGGAACUUUCCUAUUAUUUUACGGUUAGGUUUUAUGUUUACGUUAAAAAAAUCCUCGCAUAUGCUGAUAAACGCUUCCAGAAGUGGUGCAGAAGAUUAGAGCAUUCGAGGAAAACAUUGAUGAAUGUUCACUUCCACUUGAUGAGUGGCGGAGACUCAGGGAUUUUUUCAACAAAUUGGUAUUUUUUAUACAAAUAUUAAACUUAUCAGUACAAAUAGAGGAUUGAGACUGACAAAGAGUUUAAGGAUGUCCGACUCCGAGGAUAGUAAUUUUUCGGGAAGUGAGAGGGGUGGAAGGAGUGGAAGUGAGGAACGCUCGGUGAAAUCAGGGGGAAGUAGAUCGGUGUCGAGGAGUCGCUCGAGAUCGAGGAGUCGUUCAAGAAGUCGCUCGAGGAGUCGCUCGGGCUCGGGUUCAGAGAGGGGUAGGGAUGACGAGGCUGAGGAAGCUCGAUCUGACGAGGAGGUAGAACCCGAAGAGGAGCCAGAGGGUGAGGACCUGGACAGCGAGGAGGAGGAGGAGGAGGACGAGCGACCCAAGAAGAAGAAGAAGAAGGACAGAUUCUGCGGAUUCAUUGAUGAUGAGGCUGAGGUUGACGACGAUGUGGAGGAUGAUGAUGAGUGGGAGGAGGGGGCCCAGGAGAUGGGAAUCGUUGGGAAUGAGGUGGACGAGGUGGGACCAACUGCCAGGGAUAUUGAGGGCCGCAGACGUGGGACAAAUCUCUGGGAUUCACACAGGGAGGAUGAGAUCGAGGAGUACUUGAAGAAGAAGUAUGCGGGCGAGUGUGGAGCUGCUAGACAUUUUGGUGAUGGAGGUGAGGAUAUGGGGGAUGAGAUAACACAGCAGACACUAUUACCAGGGGUUAAGGAUCCGAAUUUGUGGAUGGUUAAGUGUAGAAUUGGCGAGGAGAAGGCGACGGUACUUCUCCUUAUGCGUAAAUUCUUGACUUACCAAUUUGCAAAUGAACCACUUCAGAUUAAGUCUGUGGUUGCACCUGAGGGGGUCAAGGGUUACAUAUACAUUGAGGCGUACAAGCAGCCACACGUCAAAGCUGCUAUUGACAACGUUGGUAAUCUGAGGAUGGGAGUUUGGAAGCAGCAGAUGGUGCCCAUCAAGGAGAUGACUGAUGUGCUGAGAGUCGUUAAGGAACAAACUGGUUUGCGGGUUAAACAGUGGGUCAGACUAAAGAGAGGAUUGUACAAGGAUGAUAUUGCUCAGGUAGAUAGUGUUGACGACUUGAAGCACAAUCAGGUUACCCUCAAGCUUCUACCGAGAAUUGAUUAUACGAAACCGCGAGGUGCCUUAAGAACAGCUCAGUCUGAGAGUGAGGCGGUGAAACGCAAGAAGGGACGACGACCACCUGCUAAACUCUUUGAUCCUGGAGCGAUUCGAGCUAUUGGUGGGGAUAUCACUAGUGAUGGAGACUUCCUCAUGUUCGAGGGUAAUCCGUACAGUCCCAAAGGUUUUUUGUACAAGAAGUUUUUGAUUAACGCCAUUAUUACUGAGGGAGUCAAGCCAAGUUUAACAGAACUGGAGAAGUUCGAGGAGGCACCCGAGGGGGUUGAUCUCGAUCUUGACUCAACUGAGGGAUCCAAGAAAAAGGAUACGGCUCCUACUCAUUCGUUCAGCACUGGAGACAAUGUGGAGGUGUGCGAGGGCGAGUUGAUGAAUCUUCAGGGUAAAAUCGUGUCGAUCGAUGGCAACAUGAUUAUGGUACUGCCGAAGCACGAGGAGCUCAAUGAUCCCCUGGAAUUCCAGGCGAACGAGCUGAGGAAGUACUUCAAGAUGGGUGAUCACGUAAAAAUCGUCGCUGGAAGGUACGAGGGUGAUACUGGGCUCGUCGUCAGAGUUGAGCAGAAUCGUGUGGUUCUAUUCUCAGAUCUAUCGAUGCACGAACUCGAAGUACUACCCAGGGAUCUCCAGCUGUGCUCAGACGUGGCCACUGGUGUCGACAGGCUUGGACAAUUUCAAUGGGGAGAUCUGGUGGAUGUUGAUAAGCAAACUGUUGGUAUGAUAGUGCGUCUUGAGCGUGAGAACUUUCAUGUACUUCAAAAUGACGGCAAAGUUGUGCAGAAGAGGCCCCAGGAGUUAUCAAAAAGACGUGAGAAUCGCAAUACAUUUGCCCUGGAUCAUCAGCAGAAUGAAAUACGUAAAAGGGAUAUCGUUAAAAUCAUAGAUGGACCACACACAGGUAGAGAUGGUGAGAUUAAACAUCUCUACCGUAGUUUUGCAUUUGUGUAUUCACGUCUGUACGUAGACAACGGUGGAAUCUACGUGUGCAAAACAAGAUAUCUUCAGUUAGCUGGUGGAGCUAAGAACAACUCGUCGUCGGUGGGUGGUUUGGGUGGUAUGUCUCCACGUAUUAGUUCACCAAUGCAUCCGAGUGGUGGUGGUGGUGGAGGAGGAAGAGGCGGUGGUGGUGGACGAGGACGUGGUCGAGGUGGUGGAGGUCCUGGUAUGCGCCGUGAACGAGAUCUCAUAGGUACAACGAUUAAGAUCACUGGAGGGCCCUACAAGGGUAACGUGGGUAUCGUCAAGGACGCCACUGACAGCACCGUUAGAGUGGAGCUCCACUCGACUUGUCAGACAAUCUCGGUCGACAGAUCGCAUAUUGCUAAAGUCGGAGUGCCAACCAAGGACGGCAGCUUCAGCUCUUACACGAGAACCCCAGCUUACUCCAGCGGUGGACAGACACCAAUGUACGGCUCCAAGACUCCGAUGCACGGCUCACAGACACCAAUGUACGAGAAUGGCUCGAGAACACCUCAUUAUGGCUCUAUGACACCGUCUCACGACGGCUCAAGGACACCAGGACAGUCUGGUGCGUGGGAUCCAACACUUACCAACACCCCCGCAAGGAGCAAUGAUUUCGACAGUUACAGCAUGGAAGAUGGUGGUUCUCCAGGCUAUGGUUAUCCAUCUACAGGUGAACCAUUCACCCCGCAAACCCCUGGGACAAUGUAUGGAUCAGAGCAAAGUUACAGCCCUUAUCAGCCAAGUCCAAGCCCCGUUGCCAGUGCCACAGCAAGUCCCAGUCCAGCCGGAUACGUUGCACCAUCUCCAUCUGGAACUGGUUACACUACGAGUCCACGUGUCUUUCCAUCUCCUUCGCCCAUUAAUUACAGUCCCAUGACCCCUGGCACCGCUGGAAGCCCUUACAAUCCACAGACACCUGGAGCUGGAUUGGAUACUGGAAUUGGUGGAGGACUCAUGGGGAAUAAUGAAUGGCACACUGUGGAUAUUGAAGUGAGAAUCAGAGAUUCACAUCAAGAUCCAGCCCUCGCUGGACAACAGGGUGUCAUCCGUGGUAUAUCUGGUGGUAUGUGCGCUGUAUUCCUGCCAGCUGAAGAUCGCGUGGUGAAUCUGGUUUGCGAGCAACUGGAGCCAGUGGUACCCGUUCAUGGUGAUCGAGUGAAGAUCGUACUCGGUGAGGAUCGCGAGGCUGUUGGCACUCUUCUGUCGAUUGACACACAGGAGGGUGUUGUCAAGCUCACCAAUGGAAAAGUCACCAUGUGCCAGCUGCGAUAUCUCUGCAAAAUGAAGACUCCGGCCUAAAGUUUACGUUUCUAUAAAUCAGUUCAUUCCCAUUUCUUUCAAUUUUUACAGUAACUCAAGUUUACAUUUACUGAAAUUGCCUCUUUAGUUAAGGUAAAAAAUACCUGUAUGGUUUAUGAUGUUUCAUACUUUUGGAAAUUCUUAACUGAAUAAACAGUUAUGUCAAUAAA
This is a messenger RNA of Fopius arisanus, 3941 nucleotides long. Its product is annotated as transcription elongation factor SPT5. Gene Ontology annotation, molecular function: protein binding; mRNA binding. The transcript is spliced from 3 exons. The record is from RefSeq and is a predicted model, not a curated record. Lineage: Eukaryota; Metazoa; Arthropoda; Insecta; Hymenoptera; Braconidae. Gene Ontology annotation, cellular component: DSIF complex. Bases 466 to 3771 code for a protein of 1101 amino acids. Gene Ontology annotation, biological process: transcription elongation-coupled chromatin remodeling; regulation of transcription by RNA polymerase II; regulation of DNA-templated transcription elongation.